Molecule: messenger RNA, 2377 nt
Organism: Doryrhamphus excisus (bluestripe pipefish)
Lineage: Eukaryota; Metazoa; Chordata; Actinopteri; Syngnathiformes; Syngnathidae
Source: RefSeq, a predicted model, not a curated record
UCACCAAGCUAGCGUUAGCAUCCCCCCUUGGGAGCUGAUUGUGCCGGCGUGGUCAGGUGACGCUGGGGUGGUGUCUGAUUGGCUGAGGUGACGAUGCCUUCAAGGACACUCAAUCCUGAAUGGAUGCAUUUUCACUGGCUGACCUGCCGCGCACAACAGAUGACACACUUUGUAUCCACGCCGUGUACGCACAUCGAUUCUUCUUCUCUGUGGGCUUUUCCCUCCAGGGGUCCUUCCUCUGGACAUCUCCCAACCAUCUCAGUCCGGCCUCUGACUUCAUCUCUAAGGACAUGCCAAACAUCACACCACAUACACAUUUAGUCCUACUUGCCAAGUCAAGUAAGAAAGCCACGCCCCCUCGGCAAAGCCACGCCCCCUCCUCCACCCCCUCCGGGCUGCUGUUGAUGGUCUGCUCCACGCACACGCGCGCCUUCACUGCAGGAGGACAGUCGCCGCACGAUUCCCUCUCCCUCCUCGGACUGCCAGGAAGUGACCAAUCAGCAGCCAUGAUGAUGCCAAAGAGGCCUCAGACGUCUCCGGGGAGCGUGUUGUCCGUCAGAGGCUCCGGCAUCCCGGGAUCUCCUGCUGCCGCCAUCGUGGCCAGAGUGGAGGACGGCGUCAUCGGGUAUAAGGACUUGGCGGCGCUCCCACGGGACAAAGCCAUCCUGGACAUCGAGAGACCCGACCUGAUGAUGUACGAGCCGCACUACACCUACGGUUCACUGGAGGCGUCGACAUCCUUGUCCUCUCGCUCCUUCUCUCUCCCCGCCUCCCCCGAGAACCUCCACAAGGAGGCCAGGGAGUGGCUGGAGAGAUGUUCUCCUGGGGGUUCCUCGCCAAGUUCCGGCAGCAGGAAACACAGCAGCAACACGCCGCCGUCGCCACGCACGCCACACGCACACACGCCACACGCACACGCACACGCACAGCCUUCCAGGAGCAGCCUGCACCACUUCCACACACCAGACAACGGCAGCAACAUCUACAAGAAGCCCCCCAUCUACAGACGAGGCGGGGCGUCUUCUGCCAUUCCUGCAGGGAAGCACUUGGAGGACCUGAUCAUCGAGUCUUCAAAGUUCCCGGCCGCUCAGCCUCCAGAUCCAAACCUUCCCUCCAAGAUCGAGACGGACCACUGGCCCUGCCCCCCCUCCAUGGCCGUCAUCGAGAAGGAGCAUCGCAGGAGCGAGGCGAGGGAUGAGGACGAGGACAACGAGAUGGACGAUGAAGUCUGGGCUUUGCGAGCUCUUCGCAGACAAGAACUGAACAAGAUCCAGUCCAACCUGGGAAGGAUCAUCCUCAAGGAGGAGACUUCGGCGCUUCUGAGGAGGAAGACCCGCUCCCUGCCGGACCGCAGCCAGCAUGCAGGGGCCGGGACUUCCAGGUCUGUUUAUUUCCCAGCAUCCUCGGGGACAGGCCUGUCCAGGCUCCGGUCAGCAGACCUCAGCUCAUCGCAAAAGCCCGCCGCAGGUGUUCAGGUAGUGUGUGGUCCUCAUUGUGCGUCAUGUCGGCCAUUUUGUGGUGAUGUUUGUGUGUUUGUGUGUCAGAAUGGAGACUCCGGGAUGGACCGAGGCGACUCCCUGCCCGCCAUGUUGGAGGUCAAGAUCUAUCCGUAUGAGAUGCUGGUGGUCCACCACAGAGGGCGGAGCAAGCUUCCUGCUGGCGUGGAGAGAACACGGCUGGAGAGACACCUGUCACAGGACGAGUUCCUCAGCGUGUUCGGGAUGACGCUGGCGGACUUUGAGCAGCUCUCUCUGUGGAAGAGGAACCACCUGAAAAAGAAGGUGUGUCUCUUCUGACUCCCGGAGCCACGCCCCGUUGCGGCCGGCCACACCCCCCUCGCCACAAACCUUCUGUAACCGUUCCCUUUAAGGUCCGUGAAGGACGUUCAGGAAGGACAAAGCAAUAAGGUCUUUUAUGAUGUCAUCAUGUGACGCCACCAGCAGAUCGGCCAUGAUGCUUUUUACCGCACGUCACGUGACCCAAACCGCCGCAACACGCGUCCAAUCAGACCGCUCGGAUUGCGACGGUUGAGUUGAACGCAGAAGGCCUCAGCAGCCAAGAGCGUCUUACGACAGAAGGUCACCGCAGGAAGUGGUUUUAAAGUUUGGACGAGCAGCUGCUCCUCUGCAGCUAAUUAGCCUAGCUUACUGAUUAGCUUCCAGGUGUCAUCAACACGUGGAUGUUUUCUAACAAACGUACGCUUUCAUCGCCCGACUUAUCUGCCUUUGGUUUUGCUGUGAGGAAAGGAAGCGAGGCCGCGUCAUCAGCGUUCCUUCCAAGGUUGGACUUUUUGCCGUGUUUGUGACGAAAGACUUUGUGCCGCAUGCAUGACGUCACCGUUGAGUUGCCAUAACAACUAAUAAACGCAUCAAGCAUC